Myxozyma melibiosi is the source of this 2213-nucleotide messenger RNA. RefSeq names its product nucleoside phosphatase family-domain-containing protein. Gene Ontology annotation, molecular function: hydrolase activity. Gene Ontology annotation, biological process: protein N-linked glycosylation. Gene Ontology annotation, cellular component: Golgi apparatus. The record is from RefSeq and is a predicted model, not a curated record. The transcript has 2 exons. NCBI's taxonomy places the organism in Eukaryota, Fungi, Ascomycota, Lipomycetes, Lipomycetales, Lipomycetaceae. The coding region runs from base 291 to 1979 and encodes 562 amino acids.
GUCCGUCACAUUUGCCAUCUCAGCAGCCUCGACCAUCACCGCACUCAGACUCAGCAACCAGCGGCAUCCAAGAGCAUGGCUGCACCGAGCUGCUAAUUUGCCACCGUACCGCCGCGCCAAAUUAGGCGAAGAGCAGUGGUCGAUUAAGGGAGGCCGCACGCCUUGUUCGCGCACUGUCGCCGUGUUUUCAUCCUCACCGCCGCCUUCUCCCACUUCCUCUCCUCUGCUACCUGCUCUCGCCCUUUAUUCUCUUCUAUUUCUACACGUUGAGUUCAGCGAGGUCUUCGGCUAUGUCCUUUCCGCCGUCACAGCAGGAUUCUGACCACAACGGCUUCCGUCGUCGUCCUACCAUCUUCUCCUUUCUCUCCUUCCGCUCUGACCCUGCCGACUCGGCCUCGUCUUCUGGAAUGAGCACUCCUCCUUUCCUUGGCUCCAGCUUCCUCGAGAAGGGCCCCGAGAGAUACAAGGGCUCCGUCUCUUUUGGCCAGGCUUUGCGCUCGCGUCUGGGAAAGACCAUCGUCUUUGGUCUCCUCGUCUUUCUUGGUUUCCUGCUCUACCUGUCACCUCCAUCCAAUGUUUCAAAGUUUGUCGAAGAGCACUCUCUAUCGUCCUUGAAAGGCAGCGGCGCGCCCGCCGCAGCUGGUGGUGCGCCCGGCACCUGCACGCGCUCCCACGACGGCAAGAAGCCCGUGACCCAGUACGCGCUCAUGAUCGACGCCGGCUCCACCGGCUCCCGCAUCCACGUGUACGAGUUCCAGAACUGCCAGGAGAUGCCCGAGCUCGUCCGCGAGGUCUUCGAGAUGACCCAGCCCGGUCUCUCGUCGUACCCCGACAACCCGCAGGGCGCUGCCGAAUCGCUCGAUCCCCUGCUCGCGGUCGCCAUGAAGGAGGUUCCCGAGGACAUCAAGGCCUGCACCCCUGUUGCCGUCAAGGCCACCGCCGGCUUGCGUCUGCUUGGUCCUGCUCGUAGCGACACCAUCCUCGCGGCCGUGCGCACCCAUCUCGAGACAAAGUACCCGUUCCCCGUCGUCCCUGGCGACGGCGUCUCCAUCAUGGACGGCAAGGACGAAGGUGUCUACGCCUGGAUCACCACAAACUACUUGCUCGGCAACAUCGGCACAAAGGACGACACGCCCACCGCGGCCGUCUUCGACCUCGGCGGCGGCUCCACGCAGAUCGUCUUCGAGCCCACCUUCCCUGUCUCGUCCGCGGGCGUGCCCGAGCAGAUGACCGCCGGCGACCACAAGUACGACCUCGACUUUGGCGGCCGCCACUUUUCGCUCUACCAGCACUCUCACCUCGGCUACGGACUCAUGGAAGCGCGCAAGAAAGUGCACGCGACCGUGCUCAAGAACGCCAUCGCCGCAAACAAGGAGACCGUCCCCAAGACCGUCGUCAACCCGUGCCUGCCGCCCAACAUGCUGCGCGAGGUCGAGGUCGAGAUCUCGAAGGACACGCUCGUGAAGGUCAACAUGACCGGUCCCUCGGUCCCCUCUGCGUCGCAGUGCCGCUUCCUCACCGAGCAGAUCCUGCAGAAGGAAGCAGAGUGCGCCGUCCCGCCUUGCUCGUUCAACGGUGUCCACCAGCCCUCGCUCUCAAAGACGUUCGCAAAGGAGGACAUCUACAUCUUCUCCUACUUCUACGACCGUACCUACCCUCUCGGCAUGCCCCACAGCUUCUCCCUCACCGAGCUCCGCGACCUCACCUCCCGCGUCUGCCAGGGCCAGUCCAGCUGGGACGCCUUCAGCGCCAUCCCCGGCGCUCUCGAGGAGCUCGGCGACAGACCCGAGUGGUGCCUCGACCUCAACUUCAUGGUCGCCAUGCUCCACGCGGGCUACGACAUCCCUCUCGAUCGCGAGGUCAAGAUCGCAAAGAAGCUCAAGGGCAACGAGCUCGGCUGGUGCUUGGGUGCCUCGCUGCCGCUCUUGGACCAGGGCACCGCUGGCUGGACCUGCAGGAUCAAGCAGAUCUCAAAAUGAUGACUUGUAUUAAUGACUUUUUUAUAAAUUUCUCAUAAAGCCUAGCGUUCUUGCUGCGUGCGGGGUUUAGAAGCACAGACGGUUUUUCUUUCUUUCUUUGCUAUUACAAUUGGGAGUGUAUCUGUAUCGUGUGACAUUUUCUAUUUACUUUCUAUUUCUCUUGGUCUUUGAUCCUAUUGGAUACAUUGUAUAUAAUACACUUCUGGCUGCUCUCUACUAUUCGUAUCUUACAAA